This is a messenger RNA of Homalodisca vitripennis (glassy-winged sharpshooter), 1432 nucleotides long. Its product is annotated as phospholipase B1, membrane-associated-like. NCBI's taxonomy places the organism in Eukaryota, Metazoa, Arthropoda, Insecta, Hemiptera, Cicadellidae. Gene Ontology annotation, molecular function: glycerophospholipase activity. Gene Ontology annotation, biological process: phospholipid metabolic process. The record is from RefSeq and is a predicted model, not a curated record. Bases 53 to 1300 code for a protein of 415 amino acids. The transcript is spliced from 8 exons.
CCCACUAUACAAAGAGGAGGUAUUCUCACACUUGUUAAACUUCUACUUAAAGAUGAAGGUGUGGCCCUACGCCAUGGUCAGUCUACUGGUCUACUGGUCUGCCAGCAGUCUAGCCCUUGACCUCAACUGGCGUGUCAGUCUCAGCUUGAAGAGAUUCGAGCAGGUGCGAGACGCCUUCCUCAAUAUAAUUGGCAGAACCACCUCUGACCCCGGCCUGUUCAACAGGGCCGGCAGACUUCAAAAGCUACAGCCAACCAUCAGCGAGUCGACGCCGUUUCCGUGCCGCACUGAGGGAUUUCGCUCCACUCCGAGGCCGGUCAGCGUGCACAGACUGCGGCCCGGGGACAUUGACGUAGUGGGGGCUCUGGGAGACAGCCUCACAGCCGGGAACGGGGCUGCGGCCUCCAGCCUAGUACACGUCUAUACCGAGAACAGGGGUAUCUCAUGGUCCAUCGGUGGUCAGGGGACAUGGAGGGAGUUCCUGACACUGCCUAAUAUGCUGAAGGAGUUCAACCCUCAACUGGUCGGAUACUCGCUGAAGGACUCCUUGUCUCACCACCGGGCGUCACAGUUCAACACGGGAGAGGCAGGAGCCAUGAGCAACGACUUGCCUUACAUGGCGGGACAACUCAUCAAGAGAAUUCGCUCAGAUCCUCGGGUCGACUUAAAAAACGACUGGAAGUUGAUUACACUGAUGAUGGGUUCCAACGAUUUCUGUGUGGACAUUUGCUACGUAGACGCGAAAACAACACCUGAGCGACACCGCAGGAAUCUCAUCAAGACUCUAGAUAUACUGAGGAAGGCUCUGCCUAGAACUCUGGUACAGAUUGUCAUAUCACCCAAUCUAAAUGCCAUCUUGAAACAGUUCAAAGGAUUAAGGCCACUUUGCCAGCUCACUCAUGGUUUCGAAUGUCCAUGCUUGUUUGGUCUUGCCCAUCAGAACAGGCAGAGGGAGUUCUACGAACUCAUAAGGCUGUGGCAACAGGCAGAGUUCAAAGCGGCUUCCGAUCCAAGGUACCAGGAAACGGAGGACUUCGCUGUGGUGGCUCAACCUUUCACUUAUGAUCUGAAGUUUCCUGUCCGCAGGGAUAUAAAUGGGAAUAAUGUAACAGAUUUUACUUACUUGUCUGAGGACUGCUUCCACUUUAGUCAAAAAGGAUAUUCCAGAGCGGUGACAGCUCUUUGGAAUAACAUGAUGGAACCUGUCGGCAUGAAAAAUACAAACUGGGGGCCAGAAUUUCAACACUUUAAAUGUCCCUCAGAAACGAGUCCCUACAUAUUUACAAACAAAAACUCUUGAUAAUAUCUAAAAGAAGGCGUGCCCAUUCCGGGAUUUUCAAUGUGAUCAUCUAAGUCAUUUAGUUAGUUCUUAGUAUUAAGUUUGUUGUACUUUUUGUAAAUAAAAACAAAUGUGUUAAUUUAUUGUUACCAA